This is a messenger RNA of Triticum aestivum (bread wheat), 4777 nucleotides long. RefSeq lists its product as uncharacterized. The record is from RefSeq and is a predicted model, not a curated record. Gene Ontology annotation, molecular function: metal ion transmembrane transporter activity. Lineage: Eukaryota; Viridiplantae; Streptophyta; Magnoliopsida; Poales; Poaceae. Gene Ontology annotation, cellular component: membrane. The coding region runs from base 2650 to 4368 and encodes 572 amino acids. The transcript has 11 exons. Gene Ontology annotation, biological process: transmembrane transport; metal ion transport.
CGUGUGAGGCCUAUGGUGCCGGUGUUCUUGCUGGCCCUCUCCAACUUCCUGAAUCCGACCUUUUUCUGUGUGCCGCCGCCGAGUGUCCCGGAUCUUCACUGCCUCUGCCAUCGCCCCCGCCUCCUCUGCAAUGCCGCGCCCUUCCCGUCCACCUUCGCUCCUCCCCACAAACUCUCUCUACGUCCCCGUUGUUGUGCCGGCUGUUGAGCCCCGUCUCUGUUGAGUUGUUGCACCAUCACUAGAUCUGGAUUUAGCGAGAGACACGACCAUGUGGGAUGCGUGUCGCGUUCGUGGAGGAGGCCGGGUGCGUUGACUCUCCACUCCUCCUUUGUAAUCGCCAGGGCUGAUCGGGUCAACGGCCAAGUACUUAGUUGAAACUGCAGAACUAUUAUGGAAGGAAAGGGAGAGUAUGACCAGACUCAGCGAAAUACAUCCAGAUGGUGUAAGUGUCUCGGAAAUGGCCUUUUAUUAAUUGCAUUUGUUGCUUGUGCUGCAGCUAUCACCUAAAUAUUGUGGAUAAUUUUUUUCAUUAAAUUUCCAUUAUUCACUAGGUAUGUAGUUCUAUUGCACAUAUUAUUUUAGUUCAUUUCUAACAGUUUCAUGUUAGGUAUGAAGUUCUUUUCACAAAACGGUUUGCUUGUUUGGUAAACUUCUUUCUAAUUUUUCUUAUGCUUGCAAGAUGUGUUCCCUCUUGAGUAAUUUUCUACUAUGAAGCAUGGGAUCAGCUAAAGUCAAGCUACACUGCAUUCUCAUGUUCUUGCAAUAAUCGAUGCAUACAUACUAUACAAGAAUUGCGAACAAAAAUAUUGCUGGGUUGUUGCUCCCGUCCCUACUAUUGUGUGCUACACGUUUCUUGGUGAUGGUGUGAUGUACGAAUUUUUCGUCAUAUGAACCUUGAGCAAUCGAUGGUUGGAAUCUGCGAACCGUCGCAUCGCCACUUCCCAAACCCAGCCCUGUUGUGUCGCACUCACCUCCUGGACUCUUCUUCAACCAGUACGAAGCCUUGGGGUCAGAACUUCUCGCUAAUCUACCUGAAAAAUUGAAGGCUCCACCUACUAUAUUCCACAACAUUCUAAUGCUUCUCACAAUUUUUAUUUGGUUGGGACAGAUUCUUUUUUGAGAAAACAUCAGCUAACACUCUCAUUUGGAAUUUCUGCGUGUAUAAGUGAUGAACUCGAGAUGCAUGAAGGAAUUUCUGAUGCAAUGCUUCGAAUUGUUGUUCCCGUCUCCUGUCCUCUUAUUAUGCUCACUAUCAAAUUAGUAUUUUUACCACAGGGCUAUAUGAAUUUACCUGCAUGUUCAAGAAAGGAUUUCAAGAUCUAUUUAUGGAUGUAGCGAAUCAGAAGGUAACAUAUUGUCGCAAGUAGUAUAUUUGUGUUGUAUUAUAUAACUGAAGAUUCUGGAGAUUAAACUAAUGCUGGGGUCAACAUUUACUACAUUUGAUAUCUUAUUAGAUGUGAUGCAUAAUGAUUAUUUAACAUGCAAAUGCUUUUCAUUAUAGAAUUGUAGUACCUACAUGGCCUGAUUCUACCCAUCUUAGUCCUCUAGAUCUACCGACUGGCGAUAAAGUUCAUGCUUGAAAGUUCUUAAAUUUGUAUAUGUACUUGCUCUUUCAUGCUUGAACAAGUUUUUUGCAGUUUUCUUUAAAGAGGAUUGGCGUCUAUCUACUGUAGUUAAAACUACUUUGAUUUUGUCAAAUCGAUGCAUAGUAGAAGGUAUGUGUGGCGUGUGUAUUAAUCAGUGUAUAGUUUUACCUCUCAAUCUUCAUGGUUUUACGAUUAAUUUUUAUUUUGCAAGGUUUGUGCUUUGAUCCAGAGGGAAAUGCAUGUGUGCGUAUUUGUAAUUUUGAGAUGGUGAUGCCAAUAUUUGUUUCAUAGUGGACUGACCUGACUAGCAUUUUUAGGCCUCAUUUUUCACUGGAUGCAUUUUUAGGCCUCCUUGAGGGAACAACUGGAAAGAAAGAAAUUUUCAGGCUAGGCAGUAUGUACCCAGAGCACAUUUCAAGUGAAGUCGGUUGGUAGUCAAGCUACCAGUUAAUCCCGGGUGUUGUGAGCUUGGAUCUUUUCAUUUUUCAGUUAUAUUUGGCAUUGCCUUAUUGUCCCCGAGGGUCUGUCUUCUGUUAUUUGAUUGAGCUUACAACCUCCCACCUUGAUCUCAUUCUUAGGCAGGAGCUACUGCAUUUGUUAGAGCCAAUUGUUCUCAGAUUGGAGCUAAAAGAACCACAUAUAAUUGAUCAUGCAGAAUUUUGUGGCCGCAGGUGAUUUAGUUGUCUGUUGGUGUGUUUCUGUUAUCAAUUUUCGUGUAUCAUUGCCAGAUGAUCAAUCAUGUCUGUUCACAUCGGAUAUCAUUCUCUGAUAUUUGUUACUACAAUUGCAUGAGGUUGUCACACACCACAAAUGAGAAGUUAACGAUGCUGCCAUAGUCUCGCUAAAUCACGUGUCGCGUCGGCUCCUUGCGCACCGCCUCCCAGCCCUCUGACACGCGUGCCCGACACGCCCAAAAAGACGAUACAUGUGGCACCCGCUCCCCCGCUUCGCUUCCACUGCCCCCACAUAACCGCUGACAAGGGCGACCGCUUCAAACUUGAAAUAUCCCGUACAUCGCCGCCGUUGCAUUCGCAGGCUGCUGCUGCUGCUGCUGAUCGACACGAUGGACGGCGAGCCCCGGUGGCACAACAGCUUCCCCGGCAACGUCAGGAAAGAGCUCAUUCACAGUCUCGGCAGCUCCACCAAGGAAGCCUCGCCGCAGUCCGACCUGUGGACCGGAGGCCUCGUCUGCGCCUUCGAGUUCGUCCGCGGCCACGGCUUCGCUAGCCCGCCCAAUCUCUCACGGAACAACUCCUCGCAGUACUCCAAAGACCAUUCAGCAGCCAUGGAUCCCACGAAGCUACCCAUCACAAAGUUGGGAGACGUUUCAUCUCAAGGUUCGGAGGACGGCGAGGAGCCGAGGCCGGCGUGCAAGCACGGGAAGGCGUCGCCGGAGAGCUACUGGGUGCCCAUCGGGUGGAGGAGGAUAGCGGAGCUGGUGGAGAUGGUGGAGGGGGACGCGGCGUGGGACGGGCAGGGGAUGGGCGGCCUCAUGGACGACGGCGACCAGUGCUGCGAUAUCACCGUGGCCGAUGUCGCCGCGCCGUACUGGCAGAGGCCGGCGGGGCCGACCUGGUGGUGCCACGUGACAGCGGGACACCCGGCGGUGGACGCCUGGCUUGCCGGCGCGCGAUGGCUGCACCCGGCCAUCCGCGUGGCGCUCAGGGACGAGAGCAUGCUCAUCAGUGAGAAGAUGAAGCAUCUACUGUAUGAGGUCCCGGUUAGAGUUGCAGGUGGUUUGCUGUUCGAGCUAUUGGGCCAGUCCGUGGGCGAUCCGGCCGGGGACGAAGAUGACAUUCCUAUUGUGCUCCGUGCAUGGCAAGCUCAAAAUUUUCUUAUAACAGCGCUUCAUGUGAAAGGUUCUGCGACCAACAUUAACGUCAUAGGGGUUACAGAGGUUCAGGAGCUUCUUUCUGCAUGUGGAAGUACAGCUCCUAAAAGUAUCCAUGAAGUUGUAGCGCAUUUGGCUUCCCGCCUUGCUCGAUGGGAUGACAGAUUGUGGCGCAAAUACGUGUUUGGUGCAGCCGAUGAAAUUGAAGUUAAAUUUGUAAACAGGAGGAAUCAAGAAGACCUAAACCUGCUGUGCAUAAUAUUUAACCAAGACAUUAGAAGGUUAGCCACUCAGGUUAUCAGGGUGAAAUGGUCACUGCAUGCUAGAGAGGAGAUAAUAUUUGAGCUGCUCCAGUAUCUGAGGGGAACCGCCACCAGGUUCUUGCUUGAAGGUAUCAGGAAAGACACAAGGCAAAUGAUAGAAGAGCAAGAGGCUGUCCGUGGCCGGUUGUUCACCAUCCAGGAUGUGAUGCAGAGCACUGUGCGUGCCUGGUUGCAGGAUAAGAGCCUUCGCAUCACGCAUAAUUUGACCAUUUUUGGUGGGUGUGGCCUCAUUCUGUCAAUCAUCACCGGAUUGUUUGGGAUCAACGUGGACGGCAUCCCAGGAGCUAAAAACACUCCAUAUGCUUUUGCAUUGUUCUCCGGGCUUCUGUUCCUGCUUGGGUUCAUGCUGAUCAUCGUCGGAAUCAUCUAUUUCGGCCUGCAGAAACCGGUCAGUGAUGAGCAGGUCCAAGUGAGGAAGUUGGAGCUCCAGCAGCUAGUCUCCAUGUUCCAGCACGAGGCCGAGACACACGCUAAAGUGAGAGAAGGAGUCCUGAGGAGCGACUUGCCUCCUAGAGCAGCUGAUCUCAUCUAUGAUAAAGCGCGUAAACUUGGAAGGUAUUUUUCGUUUGAAGCAAAGUGUGAGCCAGCGCUUCAGGGUUACCACUUGGUUUCGCUUUGCACCCUGUAGUGGCGAGAUGUGAGGUGAAGAGAGCAGCUGCAAAUGCGGUUGGUUCGUUGCAGCGUGUAGACAAGUUCUGAAGAAACUCCCAAGCGUGUUGCAGAUCAGUUUUCCUUUUCAAAGGGACGGCACACGGCAGCCUUUAAGACGAAGAUCUACCAUCGUCGCAUCUCUGUAAAGUCUACGUGUGUGUGGUACCACUAGCUACGGAUGUAGUGUUUCCUCGAGCAAUCACUCUCAUGAUCAGGUGAUAUUCACGUGGCCAGAGCCCUCGAUGUGAUUCUUAGCUUUACUUUGACAUGGACAGCAAAACAGGGAGGCCAAUGUUUUUUUUUUUUGACAAGGGGGGUAUUCCCUCGGCCUCGCGGCCAUCUUCUUAAAAGUGCCAAUCAAAACAAAGUCUGACAUCCAGUACGGU